This is a messenger RNA of Suricata suricatta (meerkat), 1094 nucleotides long. RefSeq names its product C-type lectin domain family 1 member B-like. The record is from RefSeq and is a predicted model, not a curated record. The transcript has 11 exons. Lineage: Eukaryota; Metazoa; Chordata; Mammalia; Carnivora; Herpestidae. Bases 336 to 1094 code for a protein of 252 amino acids.
CACUGGGUGGAGUGCGGAGCGAGUGAUACCGCUCAUUUGCAGUUGAACAAGACUCGAGGGGAAGGGCACCAGAAAUCAGUAAGACAUGAAAAUUAGUCUGACAACACUGAAGCCUAUUGGGUAACAAGAGCAGAGAACAUAUAGAGCCCAGAAGAAGCUCUUCCAUCUGCGCCCCCCGGAGAUCGCCUCUUCGGUUUGGAUCAGAUUCCAGUGCCAGCAGCAGCUCACCGCACCAACGCAGUUUUCUAGGCAAAUAUUUCAGGAUAUCUCUUGGAUUAACCACGUGAGUUGAAGAGCAAAAGAUCACAUCAGUGAAGAAUUGUAUCUUCUCAGAGAUGAAUGAAACACAUGUAACAUAUUCGGAUAUCAAACAUCCUCCUUCUAAAAAGCUGAAGCCAAAAAAAGAGAUAAAAGAGAAGGCAGUUUACUCAAAAGUGACAACUUGUACUUCAAACUCCAAUCAGACAAAGAUACUAAAAACAGAACCUUCUACAGAAAAAGGGUCAUUUUUCUGGCAUCCCACAGUAGUGAUUCUUGGAAUCCUCUGUUUCUUUCUCCUUCUAACAACUGUAGUCUUGGGAUUCAUUGUUUUCCAGGGUCAUAAGACAAACCAAACACAGAUGCUUCUGCCGGACAACAGGACCCAGCAAGACAAGUCCACAGUUGAAAACCUGACUACCACAGAGUUUCCACUUGACACAGGACACAAGAAGGACGUAUGUAAAACUCGAUGGUCCUGUUGUGGAGAUAAAUGUUAUCAUUUUUCACGUGAUUUCAAGACAUUUCAAGAGAGUAAGACUAUCUGCAAGAGUAUGAGAGCUUCACUUGUUAAAAUAGAAGAUGAAAACGAACUGAACUUCAUUCGAACUCAGAUGUCCUAUUUCACUUGGAUUGGACUGUCGCGUAAAGGAGCCAGCAGUUCGUGGAAAUGGGAAGAUAACUCAACAUCCUCUCUGCAAAUGAUACGUAACUGGAGAGAGCCAAAGGAUGGAAACUGUGCAAGCAUAACAAAAACCAGAAUAAGUGCUUCUCACUGUUCCAAUUCCCGGCCUUUCAUUUGUGAAAAGAGAUUUUCCUGUGUGACCACCUCAUAA